AUGAGUCUUUUUCCUACUCCUCAAAGAAAUAACCACCUUGUUGAAUUCAAUGCAGGCAAAGUUAUCAGAGAAGGUAACUUGCUAAAGCCAGACUUAAGAAAAGGUGUUGUUUAUAUGGACCAGGAUUUUAUUAUUUUCCCUGACGAAGCAGAAUUGACACGCGUUGAACAAUGUACAACAGGUCGUGUAUAUUGCCUUAAGUUCAAGUCUUCAAGUCAAAAAGUGUUCUAUUGGAUGCAAAGCAAGAAUGCCGACAAAGAUGAAGAACACGUUAGUCGUGUCAAUCAGCUUAUCAAUGAUCCUCAAAGCGCAUCUAAUGAUGGUAUUAGUCGCGAUGGUGAUCUUGAGUAUGAGACAAGUGCUCAUUCUGACUUGAUGCAAAUAUUAGGUGGUAGUCAAGGUGAUUUAGACAUGAAUAUGACACAAGACAACCUGCUACAAUUCAUUCAAAAUGCAGGUGGUUUAGGCAGUCUGUCUUCAGCCUUACCUACUGAUAAUAACAGUGGAACAGUCAUUCCUAACUCUAAAUGGACAGAAUUACAUGCUAAACUUGCAGAAGUGAAUGCACCAACAGAACCUGCUUCACUUGAAUUAGGUGAUGCCACAAGCACUGAGGCUAUUAAAACCAUGUUGAAUGAUUCAGAUAUUCGAUCUGCUCUCUUUCCUUUUGUGAGUCAGAGCACAGAACGUUCUGAUCAAGACAUUGAACAAUUGAUUCAAAGUCAACAAUUUCAACAACGAUUACAGGUUUUGCAUGCUGCACUUCAACAAGACGCGUUGACAAGUGUUGUUGAAGCAUUGGAAACUGAAAAAGAUAUCAAAAGUUUUCUGAAAGCAGUUGAAGAACAAGCCAAGCGUAAAGCAGCACAUCAAGACGCUGAUGCUAUGGAUGAAGAUUAA
Gilbertella persicaria is the source of this 900-nucleotide messenger RNA. Its product is annotated as proteasome complex subunit Rpn13 ubiquitin receptor-domain-containing protein. Lineage: Eukaryota; Fungi; Mucoromycota; Mucoromycetes; Mucorales; Choanephoraceae. Bases 1 to 900 code for a protein of 299 amino acids. The record is from RefSeq and is a predicted model, not a curated record. The transcript is spliced from 5 exons. Gene Ontology annotation, biological process: ubiquitin-dependent protein catabolic process. Gene Ontology annotation, molecular function: endopeptidase activator activity; proteasome binding; ubiquitin binding. Gene Ontology annotation, cellular component: proteasome regulatory particle, lid subcomplex; nucleus; cytoplasm.